This is a messenger RNA of Oncorhynchus keta (chum salmon), 2380 nucleotides long. RefSeq lists its product as uncharacterized. The record is from RefSeq and is a predicted model, not a curated record. The transcript has 4 exons. Lineage: Eukaryota; Metazoa; Chordata; Actinopteri; Salmoniformes; Salmonidae. The coding region runs from base 903 to 1430 and encodes 175 amino acids. Gene Ontology annotation, biological process: protein ubiquitination. Gene Ontology annotation, molecular function: ubiquitin protein ligase activity.
UAAACCUUCACACAGGCAGGCAGGCAGGCAGGCCAUCCCCUGGCUGCCACAGCUGCUGUGCCGGUUGGGCCUGCCCUUAGAAAAGAGACAACCCAAAACUGCCCCCUCAACACACACAGACACACUGAAAAGGAGGCAGGCAGUCUUUCUGUUUCUAUCUCUCUAUCAUAUAACAACGACAGGACCAUCACUUUAACCUUCUGGAAUAUUCCUUCAUAUUUAAGUAGAGAGAGAGGGGACCAGAGAAGAGCUGUAAUAACAAAAUAAACAAACUUGGACACAAUAAUCAUUAGCCCAACUUCUGCCGGCCCAGCAGUACCUCCAUCUCCCCAGAGACUCCUCUUCCUCUCAGACAGACAGACAGACAGACAGACAGACAGACAGACAGACAGACAGACAGACAGACAGACAGACAGACAGACAGACAGACAGACAGACAGACAGACAGACAGACAGACAGACCAAUCCAGCCAGGUAAUCUGUCUUCUCCCCACCUGGUUUAGUGCCGGCCUAGUUAGGUGUCCAGUAUCUAGUUAGGUGUCCCUUAUCUAGUUAGGUGUCCAGUAUCUAGUUAGGUGUCCCUUAUCUAGUUAGGUGUCCAGUAUCUAGUUAGGUGUCCCUUAUCUAGUUAGGUGUCCAGUAUCUAGUUAGAUUUCCAGUAUAUCUUGGUCCAGCCCUGCUACCCAGUGCUCCAGUCUCUGCAGCCUAUACCCAGGCCCCUCCAGACCAGGCUUUCUCAGGUCCAGGUAUCCUUGCCAGGCCUACCGCCUAACCACCUCCAGAUAAGCCUUCGUGGCCUCCAUUCCUCUAGCCAGGUAGGCCCGCCAACCCCAGUACUCCAGUCUUGCUGCUCCACCCAGGCUCUUCCAGUCCAGGUCCAGCUAUCGCUGUCCGGCCCGGCCAUGGUUCUGUGUGAGGACAGGGAGUGUGGGGUGUGUUAUCAGCCCUACUCUCGUCAGGAUCGGAUCCCCCGGGUGCUCCACUGUAGACACACCUUCUGUGCCACCUGCUUAGAGACCAUGUCCCAGCCCAAGAGUGACAUGGUCACCGUGUGCUGCCCGCUGUGCCGCCAGACCACCUGUGUAGGGCGCGGCCUCAGCCUUCAGGAGGCGCUGUGGGUCAACUCUCGCCUCUGGGAAUACAUACCUGAGAGCAAAGAAGAGGAGGAGGAGGUGAAGGAAGAAGAAGAGGAGGAGGAGGAUGGGAAGGAAGAAGAGGAGGAGGAGAGAGUGGAGGCUGACAGACAGACACAGGCCUCCUCACAGGCAGAAUGCCCUACAUCGAAGCGCUCUAGAAAAAUGCUGAAAUUUCCGGCCUUCUUCAGGAAAUUCAGUCUGACAAAACCACAGCAUCAAGAGAGUCUUGUGCCUGGUUGUGGCAACGUGGAGAUGAAAUCCUGGCGCAGGCUUCCAACUGCUGACACUUUUUAGGUCGCGCUAGACGCAGGGAUGUACGUGUACUGUAUAAACAAUGGAGUGUUUACAGUUCCUCUCUGAUAUAAUAAUCUGCAUCUUUUGAACAAUGACGUGUAGAUUACCAGUUGACACCCACAGUCAACGGGCAACACUGUUAAAAGAACAGCUCAGAGACAGUUGGGUCUGUAUCCAAUAUGGCACCCUAGUCCCUACAGGCUCUGGUUAAAAGUAGUGUACUAUAUAGGGAAUAGGGUUCCAUAGGGCUCUGGUCUAAAGUAGUGCACUAUAUAGGGAAUAGGGUGCCAUAGGGCUCUGGUCUAAAGUAGUGCACUAUAUAGGGAACAGGGUGGCGUUUGGGACGUAUAUUUGGAGAAGCCAGUACGCGUCCAUGUGUGUAUUGACUCUGACAAGAUAGCCUUCAUUGUUGAGAAGCAGUGAAACCGCCCCCAGUGGUCCUGUCUUCUUCCCCAUUGGUUAUUUCAGCCGUAAUUCCCCACAGCUGGUGCAGUGGGAUUUGGUUCAGCUGUCUCUAGGACAGACGUCCCAGUGGAAGCCAGGGUACCCCCCUCCAACCACUCCCUCCUGCUGGCCCCCCCCCCCACCCCCCUCUUAACAGAUGGCCUCCCGAGGAUGACCCCCCCUCCACCCUCCUCCUUCCCCAGUGUCUGCAAACAGAGCGUUUAAUUUAUUAUCAGCUUUUGCAUUCACGUCAAUUUUUAAAAAAUAUAUUAUCUUUCAUAAUAAAAAAAAAUCAAUUUGAAAAUAUGAAAGUUUGUGUGUUGUUCUGUGUUCAUGGGGUUCAGAAGUAAUUUGACCUUUACACAGUGGUCUUUCAGUUGAUAAGGGGUUCAGUUUCACCGUGUGGUUGCACUCAGAUGGUCUGAGCACAGUCAUCUGCAUAGUUUCCUACACAACAUGCAUCCCCGGGCCAUCCCAGAGCCUUUCCUUUGAAUCCCCUCAUAAUA